AUGUUGCUGCUACUUGUAGGCAUCGCCCGAGCAGCCAUUCCCAACGCUAGGCUUCGUGGGAUGCCUUCUCUCCACAAACUUCCAGUGCCGGAACGUUAUUUCACUUCGUCGAAUGAUGCAACACUCCCAAAUAUUUCGACCGUCUAUCACUUCGACCAGCUCAUCGACCACAACAAUCCUGGCCUGGGAACAUUCAAGCAGCGAUACUGGAUGGACUGGGAGUUUUAUGAGUCUGGCGGUCCCAUUAUAUUGAUGACGCCUGGAGAAGUGAACGGAGACGACUACGCAGGCUACACUACCAAUGACACCAUUAAUGGUCUCAUCGCCCAACAACAAAACGGUGCCGCCGUCCUUAUAGAACACCGUUUCUUUGGUUUUUCCAAUCCAUACGACAACCUCACGUCACAAUCUCUAGCUCUCCUCACCGUCCAGCAAGCUAUCGACGAUCUCGUGUAUUUCGCCACCACCGCUGACCUUCCAAUGCCUGGGGGUGAUGCCGUGAAACCAAGUCAGGCACCAUGGAUAUUGGUCGGAGGAAGCUACUCAGGAGCCCUUGCCAGUUAUACGAUGGUCAACAAACCGGGAAUUUUCUGGGCUGGAUAUAUAUCUUCUGGUACUGUGCAAACGAUCACUGACUAUUAUGAUUAUUUCACACCUAUUCGCGAGUACAUGCCACAGAACUGUUCUUCCGAUGUACAGAAAGUGAUCGCCUACCUGGAUGGAAUGUACGCGGCUAACGACAUAGCUGGAAUCAAGACGCUCCAGGAGGCAUUUGGCCUCGGCAGCCUUGAGCACGUUGACGAUUUCGCCAGCGCACUUCAAGACAACUUUUGGGAUUGGCAAGGUCUGUCACCUGAUUCCGGCCCAAACACAAUGUUCUAUCAGUUCUGCGAUGCACUCGAGGUCAAGGACGGUAUCAAUGCCGGACCUGACGGGUGGGGACUUGAUAAUGCUGUCAACUCUUGGGGAAAAUUUUGGAAUACUACAUAUUACGAGUAUAGUACGAUCGUCCCCAGAGAUUGUUUGGAGACGUAUAAUCCGACUGACAUCUACUGGACUAAUAUUACUGUGGAUAAUGCCUUCAGAUCAUGGUCUUGGAUGGUGUGCAACCAAAUCGGUUUCUACCAGGUUGGGCCUCCUGAAGGCCAACCCGCGAUCGUCAGCAGAAUCCUUCAACCCAUUUACGACGAGCGUCAAUGUGUCUACAUGUUCCCUGAAGUAUUCGCUUAUCCGCCUCAACCUGCCACAGCAGAGACGAACGCAAUGUACGCUGGCUGGAAUGUGGAUGUCCCACGUCUGUUCUUCGCCAACGGCCUGCGCGACCCUUGGCGCGGGGGAACUGUCUCUGCUGAUGGGCUGAAUAAGCCCAACACUACCCGCAUGCCGAUCUAUAUGAGCGAUGGAUUCCAUACCUCGGAUAUGGUGGCGGAUAAUGGUAUUGUAGACCCGACUAUUAGGGUCGUGCAGGAAGCAGCAUUAAGGUACAUGAAGGAGUGGCUUGCUGAGUGGACACCAGGGCAUUCAUGA
This is a messenger RNA of Suillus bovinus, 1527 nucleotides long. Its product is annotated as peptidase S28. NCBI's taxonomy places the organism in Eukaryota, Fungi, Basidiomycota, Agaricomycetes, Boletales, Suillaceae. The transcript is spliced from 9 exons. Gene Ontology annotation, biological process: proteolysis. The record is from RefSeq and is a predicted model, not a curated record. The coding region runs from base 1 to 1527 and encodes 508 amino acids. Gene Ontology annotation, molecular function: serine-type exopeptidase activity; dipeptidyl-peptidase activity.